AUGGGCAGCCGCCUCGCCGCCCGCCGCCUCCUCCGAAGCAAUUCUGUCCGCCUGGGCCUCCUCCUCUUCGCCCUCGUUACCUUCUUCGAUACGCUGCGCCUCCAGAACCGAAUAGCCCGCCAUGACCACGUGCCGCACGCGUUCGACACCCCCCGCAAGCACGAGCGUGUCUACAUAGCCGCUCUGCACUACAACGACGCUCCCCUGCUUCGCCAGCAGUGGAAUCCGGCACUUCUUGCCCUCGUCGAACGCCUCGGUCGCGCCAACGUCUUCGUCAACGUUCAUGAGAGCGGCAGCUGGGAUGACACCAAGGCCGCCCUCGCCGAGCUCGACGCCGAGCUUGAGGUCCGCGGCGUGCCCAGAAGCGUCAUCACCAGCAACGUCACGCACCAGGACGAGCUCGAGGCCAACAGGCCCGCUCAGGGGGCGGGCCUGCCCGAGGGUUGGAUUGUGCCGUCCAAGGGAGCCAAGCCAGAGAUGAGACGGAUACCUUUCCUGGCCAACUUGAGAAACUCGGCGCUGCGAGACCUCGACGACCUCCACGAGAAGGGGUUCAAAUUCGAUAAGGUGCUGUUUCUGAACGAUGUCUUGUUUACGCCCGAAGACGCAUUGACUCUGCUCGACACGAACCGCGGCGUCUACGCGGCCGCAUGCUCGCUCGACUUUUCCGAUCCCCCCUUGUUCUACGAUACCUUUGCGCUGCGAGACGCCAACGGCCACGCUCACCUGACGCCGACGUGGCCAUACUUCCGAGCGACGGCAAGCCGCAAUGCGGUUCUGGCGCACGCCGACGCUGUGCCUGUGACGAGCUGCUGGAACGGCAUCGUCGCCAUGCCGGCGGCGCCAUUCACCUCCCCCAUCGAGUCCAAACGGCUGCGGUUCCGCGCCAUUCCCGACUCCCUGGCGCAACUGCACCUCGAGGCUUCGGAGUGCUGCCUCAUCCACGCCGACAAUCCCCUUUCGGCGGACCUAGGCGUCUACCUGAACCCGAGGGUUCGGGUGGGCUACAACAUCAUGGCGUAUGCCGCUACGCACCCUGGGCCAGGCCGCAGCUGGCUCAGCGGCUGGGCAAUCGGCCGCGGCCGGACUGUGAACCGCUUGUUGGGCUGGUUCACGAGCACGCGGUUCACAGACCGGCGGGUCGACGACAGGUUGGCGCGGUGGAAGGCCGAGGAUCAGGACCGUGACGAGCCAGGACGCGCGUGUUUGAUUAACGAGGCUCAUUUUCUGGCGCCGAAUGGUUGGAUGCAUUUGUAG
Verticillium alfalfae VaMs.102 is the source of this 1257-nucleotide messenger RNA. RefSeq lists its product as hypothetical. Lineage: Eukaryota; Fungi; Ascomycota; Sordariomycetes; Glomerellales; Plectosphaerellaceae. The transcript has 2 exons. The record is from RefSeq and is a predicted model, not a curated record. The coding region runs from base 1 to 1257 and encodes 418 amino acids.